CCGUUAGGGGGCGUGGUUUAGCGGUGUUGCCGUCGGGGGAGUGUUUUAUCGGUGUUGUCGUUAGGGGGCGUGGUUUAGCGGUGUUGCCGUCGGGGGUGUGGCUUAUCGGUGUCGUCGUUAGGGGGCGUGGCCUGCGGCGGUGUCGUUAGGGGGCGUGGCCUCGUUGUGGGCUCCCCCCCCAGCCUGGGCGCUUAUAUAGGCCGGCGGAGAGACAGGCGGGCGGACGGGCGGCCCCUAGCGGAGCGAGCGAAGAGCCGAGCCCGGGACCCGCACCGCGGACCUCGAACCCAGGACCCCGGACCCAGGACCCCGGAGCCAUGACUCUCCGCCGGCUCCGGAAGCUGCAGCAGCAGAAGGAGGAGGCGGCGGGCGGGCCGGACCCCCCGGGCCCCCCGGGCCCCCCGGGCCCCCCGAGCCUCCCGAGCCCGGAGCCCGACCCGGGGGCGGCCCCGGAGCCUCCGGCCCCCACGGAGGAGCUUUACGCGUCCCUGGAUGACUGCCACCCGGCAGAGCUCUACCGGGCCCUGGCCGUGUCCGGGGGGACACUGCCCCGCCGCAAGAGGUCUGGACCCCGCUGGAGGAGCCUCAGCCCGUCCCCGGAGCAGCACCGGAAGCUGCUCACUCUGGAGAAGGAGGAGAAUGAGGCCUUCGGCUUUGAGAUCCAGACCUACGGGCUCCAUCACCGGGAGGAGCGUUGUGUGGAGAUGGUCACCUUCGUGUGCCGCGUGCACGAGGCCAGCCCGGCCCAGCUGGCGGGGCUCACACCCGGAGACACCAUCGCCAGUGUGAACGGACUCAAUGUGAGCGGAAUCCGGCACAGGGAGAUUGUGGAGAUCAUCAAGGCCUCGGGCAACGUGUUAAGGCUGGAGACUGUGUACGGCACCGCCAUCCGGAAGGCAGAGCUGGAAGCGCGCCUCCAGUACUUGAAGCAAACCCUGUAUGAGAAGUGGGGGGAAUACCGCUCGCUCAUGGUCCAGGAGCAGCGAUUGGUACAUGGCCUGGUGGUGAAGGACCCGACCAUCUACGACACGCUGGAGUCCGUGCGUUCCUGCUUGUACGGCGCCGGCCUGCUCCCGCGCUCCCUGCCCUUCGGCCCCAUGCUGGCCUCCAUCGCCCCGGGCGGCGGGGACCCCCGCCCCAACGACGCCGACGAGGCCGUCUAUCACACCUGCUUCUUCGGGGCGGCGGGGACCCCCGAGGCGCCGCCCCCGCCCCCGGCCCGGGCCCCGCCGCUCCUCACCCGCAGCGCCAGCCUCAAGUGCGGGGGCCCCGGCCCGGAGGGCGGGGGGCCCACCGCCACCGCCACCGCCGCCCGCAUCCAACUGUGGCUGGAGCCGCGGGACCCAGGCCCGGCCGGCCCCCGCAAGCCCAAGUACAAGAGCUUCCGUCGCCGCCUGCUCAAGUUCAUCCCGGGACUGAACCGCUCCCUGGAGGAGGAGGAGAGCCAGCUGUAGCCCCGGGGCCGGGACCCUCGUCUAUUUAUUUAUUUAUUCAUUCAGGGCUGCGGGGGCCGGACUGCAGUGCCUUGGGCCUGGCGGGUGGGACGUGGGGGGGACCGGCUUCCUGACACCCCACCCCACCCCCGGCCCCUU
This is a messenger RNA of Tachyglossus aculeatus (Australian echidna), 1592 nucleotides long. RefSeq names its product trafficking regulator and scaffold protein tamalin (gene TAMALIN). The record is from RefSeq and is a predicted model, not a curated record. Bases 318 to 1454 code for a protein of 378 amino acids. Gene Ontology annotation, molecular function: protein binding. Gene Ontology annotation, cellular component: plasma membrane. Gene Ontology annotation, biological process: signal transduction. The transcript has 8 exons. Lineage: Eukaryota; Metazoa; Chordata; Mammalia; Monotremata; Tachyglossidae.